Molecule: messenger RNA, 781 nt
Organism: Exophiala xenobiotica
Lineage: Eukaryota; Fungi; Ascomycota; Eurotiomycetes; Chaetothyriales; Herpotrichiellaceae
Exons: 2
Coding region: 241-543 (100 amino acids)
Source: RefSeq, a predicted model, not a curated record
AAGACACUGCGUUGCUUGUUCCAUGGCCAAACCUGGUAAAGACCCCCUGGUAGCUUACGUUCAGGUCAGUCAGGAUGCAAAUGUAAUCAUGCACGUCUUCAGCUCCCCAGCACGACAGCUGAGCAGGAUGUGAAAGGUAUAAAGAUCCUCGUUUCCUGCUUGCCCUGGCCUUACUACAGCAGCCUUCAGCAUUAUCCGCAUCAUCCAGCAGUCGAAAUAUUCACCUUCACGUCGGAAAAAAUGACGAACUCCGUCUCCAUUCACGUCGAGGACCGCCAAUCCGGCAAGAACGCCAACGGCAACGUCCCUGCCAACGGACAGAAACAGACCUUCGGCACCCUCUAUGGUACUGCAUUCGGCGGCAAAGUCGUCGUCAAUGCCAUCUUCGUGCAGACACCGGCCACUGCUCAAGGCCUCAAGAUCGUCGUCUCGGAUGAGCAUGGAAACCAAAAGGCCGUCUUGGAUGACAACGGCACGCCGUUUGUGAUCGGCAGUCAACCCGUGGAUAUUACGCAUUGGACGAUUACUGCGACAAAGCAGUAAAGGGCCGAACAGAAGCCCCUAUAGCUACGUGUGGAUACAGUCCAAGCAGGCUGGUGUGUGGCCACGGUAACGCCCACGGCCAGAAUGGGCCAUGCGGAGAUAUGAUAGGAGCAGUCAUAUCUGAUCAGGUUGGCAAGGAGGUAUGAGGACGCAAAUACUGCGGAAUACCGCAGAUGGGAAGGGGGGGCAGACACACUGCCAAACGCAGUCCACGUUCUCUCACAAACAUAACGAAUAA